AUGUACUCAGCACCGAGUAGUGGCGGAUCAGCAGCAAAAACUUCACUACCAGUUAUUGGAACUAUAUGUUGUGGAGCUCUUCUUUUGUUUUUGCUUGCUGCUACCAUUGUGCUAGCCCUUAUACCCAUUUAUACAGCAACAAAAUCGGCUGCAUUAAAUAGUAAUGCUUUAAAAAGCAAUGAGAUCACAAUGUAUCUCCAGAGUAGUAGUAUUAACAGCGGUCGACGAAGAAGACAGAGUUCACCAAUCAGCGCAUUAAUAAACUGUAUGGGUGGUACAUUUGGACCAUCCGGCAUAGCAAUGCUUGAAAGUGGUAUACAUAGAGCUUGCAGCUCAAACAAGAAAUUCGCUGAUGUAACAGUAUCAAGUGUUACUGUUGCAGCGGAAGGUAAUAGUCGACGAAAACGUUUUUCACUUACAAAACGUCAAGAUGGAAAAUUUAUGUUCGUCGUCAAGUUGUUCAUCUACUUUACAAAGACAUGCGCCCUCUAUCAAUGUCAAGUCUCUAAUGGAGCUUUACUAAAAUCUCUAUUGUUAACCAAUUUAGCAUCAUCUGUGUCUCUUACUGAUGUUCCAAUACUUAAUUCAAGUGGAGGAUUGUGCGCAACUAUAUCUUACAUUCCUAUUUUAGGAGUUUUAAUUCCCGGUGGCAUAGGUCCUUCUGGAUUUCCAUUCGCUGUGAUAGAUGCACGUCCAACAAUUGCUGUAUUAACGUCCACUAGUACAACAACGACCUCAACAGCAUCACAGAAUAUUGGCUAA
Rotaria sp. Silwood2 is the source of this 762-nucleotide messenger RNA. The record is from the annotation of a GenBank genome assembly. NCBI's taxonomy places the organism in Eukaryota, Metazoa, Rotifera, Eurotatoria, Philodinida, Philodinidae.